CUUGUGAUUCACUGCUAAGGAUCUUAAGCCCACCUUGGCCCUGACCUCGUUGGAAAACGAAGCUCCCCGCAGGGUCCCGGCCUCUAGGGCUGCUGUGCGGGCGGGGGUGGCCUGGAGCUAUUUCCAUUCGGCGGCGGGAACAGGUGCCGGCGCCUCCGCCCCAUCCCCAGGGGCCGCCUCCCCCGGGGCGGCCUCCAGGCUGCCGAGACCUAUAAAGGCGCCAGGUUUUCUCAAUGAAGCCGGGACGCACUCCGGAGCGCACUGCGUGGUCGCACCCUACCCGGGCUGCCUUGGAAGUCGUCCCCGCCGCCCCUCCGCACCGGCAUGAAGCUCAUCGUGGGCAUCGGAGGCAUGACCAACGGCGGCAAGACCACGCUGACCAACAGCCUGCUCAGAGCCCUGCCCAACUGCUGCGUGAUCCAUCAGGAUGACUUCUUCAAGGCUCCUCUGUUUCAGCCCCAAGACCAAAUAGCAGUUGGGGAAGACGGCUUCAAACAGUGGGACGUGCUGGAGUCUCUGGACAUGGAGGCCAUGCUGGACACCGUGCAGGCCUGGCUGAGCAGCCCGCAGAAGUUUGCCCGUGCCCACGGGGUCAGCGUCCAGCCAGAGGCCUCGGACACCCACAUCCUCCUCCUGGAAGGCUUCCUGCUCUACAGCUACAAGCCCCUGGUGGACUUGUACAGCCGCCGGUACUUCCUGACCGUCCCGUAUGAAGAGUGCAAGUGGAGGAGAAGUACCCGCAACUACACAGUCCCUGAUCCCCCCGGCCUCUUCGAUGGCCACGUGUGGCCCAUGUACCAGAAGUAUAGGCAGGAGAUGGAGGCCAACGGUGUGGAAGUGGUCUACCUGGACGGCAUGAAGUCCCGAGAGGAGCUCUUCCGUGAAGUCCUGGAAGACAUUCAGAACUCGCUGCUGAACCGCUCCCAGGAAUCAGCCCCCUCCCCGGCUCGCCCAGCCAGGACACAGGGACCCGGACGCGGAUGCGGCCACAGAACGGCCAGGCCUGCAGCGUCCCAGCAGGACAGCAUGUGAGCGUUUCCCUAUGGGGGUGUCUGUACGUAGGAGAGUGGAGGCCCCACUCCCAGUUGGGCGUCCCGGAGCUCAGGGACUGAGCCCCAAGACGCCUCUGUAACCUCGCUGCAGCUUCAGUAGUAAACUGGGUCCUGUUUUUUUAA
Molecule: messenger RNA, 1175 nt
Organism: Homo sapiens (human)
Lineage: Eukaryota; Metazoa; Chordata; Mammalia; Primates; Hominidae
Gene: NMRK2
Product: nicotinamide riboside kinase 2
Exons: 8
Coding region: 325-1032 (235 amino acids)
Biological process (GO): NAD+ biosynthetic process; nicotinate metabolic process; NAD+ biosynthetic process via the salvage pathway
Cellular component (GO): cytosol
Molecular function (GO): nicotinate riboside kinase activity; ribosylnicotinamide kinase activity
Source: RefSeq, marked validated